AUGGCCUUGUUUCUUCUUCAAAAUUCUACUAAUGGGAAGCUCCAUUAUGGGACUAUUACUGCUGCCAUGGCGAAAUGGGGGUGUUGUCGGAGCUCCGUCGCACGUUUUUGGCAGGCUACAAAAGAGGAACAAGCACGAGUGUGUAGGCCUUUAUUCAAUGAAGAUGGGAGUGUGUUAUUCGAUGGCAAGAUAGGGAUUUUCCCUUUCACUAAGAUGGUACCAGCCAAAAGAAUAAGCAAGAAUAGGCUGGCUGGAACAAUGGAGGACAAGCCAAUUCAAUCCAUCACUAAACAAGUGAUGAAGGACUGCUAUAUCUCCAAGCAAUUAUGGCCAAAUGGCCCCAAUUUGCAAGUAAAUAUAUAUAUAUAUAUACAACAAGAUAAUGCAAGGCCACAUAUUAAGGACAGUGAUCCAGAUUGGAGAGCUGCAGCAACAGCCAAUGGCUUUGAUAUCAGGAUUGUACAUCAACCUCCAAAUAGCCCAGACACCAACAUCAAUGACUUGGGUUGGUUUAGGGCUAUUCAAAGCUUGCAAGUACAGUCAGUUGCCACAAAUGAGCAUGAGCUAGUAAAGACAGUUGAAAAAUCAUUUGAGGAGCUAAGUCCUCAUACUUUAAACUCUGUUUUCUUGAGCCUACAGGGAUGUAUAACUGAAAUUAUGAAAGUAAGAGGGCAGAAUUGUUACAAGCUCCCACACAUGAAGAAGGGAAUGCUUGCAAGACAAGGUGCACUUCCAAUGGCAUUAGAAGUGCCAAAAGAGCUCGUGGAAGAGUGCAUUGGCUAUUUGUUUGAAAAAUGA
Molecule: messenger RNA, 798 nt
Organism: Salvia miltiorrhiza (redroot sage)
Lineage: Eukaryota; Viridiplantae; Streptophyta; Magnoliopsida; Lamiales; Lamiaceae
Exons: 3
Coding region: 1-798 (265 amino acids)
Molecular function (GO): nucleic acid binding
Source: RefSeq, a predicted model, not a curated record